Molecule: messenger RNA, 2793 nt
Organism: Pyricularia grisea
Lineage: Eukaryota; Fungi; Ascomycota; Sordariomycetes; Magnaporthales; Pyriculariaceae
Exons: 7
Coding region: 1-2793 (930 amino acids)
Source: RefSeq, a predicted model, not a curated record
AUGGCCGUGGCACUUUCGAAUUUCUUGGGGGGAGGGCAGCUGCGUCCCGCUGCCCUCUUUUUUGAGCAGGGCGAGGACCCCUCGCCAUCCCUCCCUCCCUUCCUCUGCGACAACCAAUUUCUCUCCAUGCCAGUCGGUCUUGCUGCAAAAACGCGGCCCGUUCAGGCCUACAAAGAUGCGGCAUUGGAUGCCAGGCGCGAGAGAGCGAGGCUCUCAAAGCGCGAGUUCAAGCCGAUACCUGAUCGGCCACGGGGGAGCGACAAGUAUCGCCAACAACAAAAGCUGGCAAUGCAAUCAUUCUUCACGCAGGUUUACGAGACGGAUCCGGACGACGCCUACCAAGCCGAUCCCGACCAGAUUUGGCUUGACCUAUGUAACCGCGGGACCGAAGCAUACAAUGGAGCGAUUCACUGUUGCCAGCAGUUCCUCAAGGAUUACGUCAGGGCUUCUGAGCGACCGGUCGUGAGCACCGGGCCGGAAGAACGCAGGAUCGAACGAUCGAUAAAUAGGGAUUUGAGUGUCAGACACUUUUGGGAGUCCCUCGUAGUUGCGGCUGACAGAACGAUCCUGAGCGAAAAGAGGAGGAGUGUUACCAGCAACCCUGAUAAAUGGACCUUGUCAACUACACAAAGCCACAAGUCACGGGGGUCAGGGCCAGUCUGGCAGAUUUCACACUGGAUUGCCUCUGAUUUGGCGAAUGAGCUCGAGCUCACUAAGAAGCAAACAUUCGUCAAGGUCGCAGCGACGACCGCCGAUAUUCUAGUUGUCUUGAUGACUCUAUGGACUCGUGCGAACGAUAUUCCCUGCGACCGCGAGACUCGAGUCGCCUUCCACGCUAGAAUUCUGUUGGCAUCUAUGGGUGGGUUCCGCCGUGGAACUCUGGAUAAACUGAAAUACAGUCAAAUCAAAAUGCAUCUCUCCCGGCCCGGAAAAAAAACCGUCGAGAAUAUGAGUGUCUUCGGCGACCUUACAUUAUACUACAACAAACAGCAGACAGACAAGAUUUGUACCUCGCAGGAUGACGUAAUUGAAAUAGGCCUAAAAAAUACAAACGAUCCACUUGUCGACCUGGUGAGAAUCGUCGCUGCCCAGGCAAUCAAAGACGGCGCUUUCGACCCCCCGUAUCACUCUUGGGAGGAUCUCGAAAAGCCUAGGGAUGCCGAAUAUGCCGAACUACACUGGAAAAAAGAAAUGUUAGACCGUGAGAUCUUUGCACUGUCUCACGAAACUGAGCGUGCCCUCUGGUAUCGUACACUUCUGGUGGCCGGCUACCGUGAACCCAUGCGGUUGUACUCCAUACGAGUAGGUGCAGGUGCUCGCCUCGACAAGUCGUUUACUUCGGCGCAGCGCAACUAUGUGCUCUCCAAUUCCAGCAGAGUAUUCGAGGAAUACUACCAGCCGAGGAAUUUCAAUGGCGACCUUGUUCAAGUCGCAUUCGGCGAGCAUGCACGAGGCAACGACGAACUGUUCAAACGUAUGCGGGAGGCCUCUUUUAAAAGAAACGAAAAUGCCCCAAUCUAUGUAACCCAAGAAGAUCUCGAGUCUUUCCAAAAGCGGGAGGACAUCAGCGAGCUGCGUGUCGAAUAUGCAAGGCUUAAAGAAACUGCAAGGCUCGAAAAGCGCGCGAAGCAUGAAGAGGGCAAGUCUGAAACCAAGGAUAAGUCCGAGGCUGACAAGGAGGCAGCUCGUGUACUAUCUCACAUAAGCAAAACAAUUGCAAACCUGUGCGCCAGCACACUCAAGGGGUCUAGAGCUGAGUUUUUCGAGCGAGUGGACCGCGAAGAGGGGGACAAGGGCAAAUUUAAGAGGGAUUUGCAAACCUUACACGUCAACCCGCAAAAGCCUCGGCACAUCGCAGCAGGUAACGCUGCGGUGAAAAUCGGCCAGAUCUUGCGUGGAAACAUUGUUCAAGGCGACACCUUUAGCAAAGCAUUUCUUUACUUUCUCCAGUCCCAAAAGCCGACUUGUCUUUUAUGCGGAAGUUCAUUUACAUUGCAGAGAAACCUGAUCAGACACACCAAAACUCAUUGCUUUCAGCAACCUUUCGACUGUCCCGCAUGCAAAUGCACUAUUAACUCUGCGGCUGACUGGGCCAGACACGUUGUGGAUUCCCACGGCACGCAGAACGCUUCACAAUUAAAGGCAAAGAAGGCUGCCAAUAAGUCACAUUUGUUGUCAACGAUUCAACUCGAUCAACUCGAUAGUUCAAAACCAACCUGUUACAUAUGUGGCAGUUCGUUUACACGUAGGAAAAAUCUAACCCGGCACAACAAAGAGGUUCAUCAUUACGAAGGACUUUACGACAAACCCUUUCCCUGCCCCGCAUGCAAAAGUCAAAAAAAGGAUCACAUUAUCAAUAAUACAAUGGAAUGGAACAAUCAUAUCGAGAAAGUUUACGGCAAGCUCAACGCCCCAGGACUGCCGGAAAAUAAGGACAGCUUCGCCCGGAAGCGGAAAAGAAACGAGCACAGGCUAAAGGAAGGAGAUAAGGCAAAUAAUAUCCAACAGGUCGUCGGGAAGAAGCGAAAGGUUUCAGACAAGGGCCGACUUAAGAUUUACGAGGGAAAGGUGGCUUUAUGCCUCUUUUGCAAAAUGACAAUGGAACCCGGGAGGUGCUUUUCCAAUUAUUUAGGGAAGAAGUAUAGGGGUAGGUUUGAGUUUGAAAUUUAUUGCCCCAAAUGUUUAGAGUCGGAUGAAGAGGUUGCAAUUCUCGGGCGGUAUGAUUGGAGUCGCCAUAUUUCCGAGGUUCAUGGUGGCGACAACGGCGCUUUGCUUGUAAAUAACCUGCGUUAA